CCAGAAAUACAAUAAAUUCCUCCCCCAGAGUUCUGGUCACUGCUGUCUUCAUCUGGAUAAGUUAAUUUACAAAUGCAGGAGUUUUCUAGCUAUAUAUUUUUAUUUUUUUUUCCCUCAGUCUUUGGGUUAUACAAACAAAAGCAGUUUUUAUUUUAAUACUAUGCCAUAGCCUAACAUAUAUGUAUUAUACCACUAUUUCUAAAUUUCAUCAAUAACAGAAAUAAAUAAAACUAUAUUAAUACAACAAAAUUUCUCAUUCUUAUACACACAACAUUCAUGUUAAUAUUUGUGAAAAGCCAACAAUAUAAAAUGCAUCUAUAACAGACACCCCUGGGUGUGCAGGUUUCUGCAGUCAGUAAAGGCGUCUUGUCACCCCAGACUCACAGAGCCACGGAAAGCUUUGCUUGGAAGGGACCUCAAAGAGCAUCGAGCCCAUCCUCCUGCCAUGGACAGCGACACCUUCCACCAUCCCAGGUGGCUCCAAGCCCCGUCCAACCUGUCCUGGAGCACUGUCAGGGAUCCAGGGGCAGCCACAGCUCCUCGGGCGGCUCCCAGGGCCCGAGGAGGGUCCCAGGGCCCGACGCUCCAGGAGCAGCCCCGGGGCCGCCAUGGCGGCGCCCACGUGACGCGAAGGGUGUCACGUGAUCUCGAGUCACGUGGCCAUGCGGGGAGGGGCCGCGCGCCGCGCGCCACUGGCGCCACCCGCCGGCCGCGCGCGCGCUGGGAGCCGGAAGUGGCGUCACCGGCGCGCGACCGGAAGCGGCGGGAGGAGGCGAAGGGGGCAGGAGGAGGAGGAGGAGGAGGCGGUGGCGGCGCCGGAGCGGCCCCGUACCUGGAAGCAGUUCUGAGCCCCAAUAAGUUGAGAUCCAUGGCUACGGUGCUAAUGUGCCGAAGAUUCCCCAGGCUGAGCAGGGUGACAGCGCUUUCGACCACAGCCAAGCGUGGAAGCAGCAAGAGCAAGAAGGAAAAGCGAGAUAAGCCAGGAGCAGCCAAGACUGGGGGCGAACCCGGGGCUACAAUCCAGCUGCUGAAGCCUCAGGACUACAGAGUGUUGUAUGAUCCAGCUGCCCAUGGCAAAGGCAGGGCUGGCUCCCAGCAGCACGUGGAUAGGGACAGCAGCCAGGCCCUCGGUGACACCUUCACCGGCCCUGGCACCGUGCAGGCUCCACGGACAUUCCCCACUGCCUCUUCCCGAGCUUUGUCACCCGUCAGGAAUGCUCUGCCCAAGCCCAAGUCCAGCCCACGAGUGGAGCAGACAAUCCUGGCCACGCUGCACAAGGAGGAAGCAGAGAAGGAAAAACGGGAAAUGCACGACUCCAAGGAGGACCCCCGCAUGUUCCAGAAGGGGAGGCCCGAGUACAGAUCUCUCAGCUGUGACAGAGCUGAGCCAGCACAGCCCCUCCCUGCAGAGGAGGGGGACUCGAUUUUACAGAGUGUGGCCGGGUGUGAGGGCAGCCCUGGAAUUCUCACGGAUUAUUUCCUCAAGCUGAGCCGUUUGCCGGCGGAGCGACGCGCGGCGCUGGCGUCCGAUCGCAGGUUCAGUGCCCUGUGUCACCGUGCUGGCACGGCCAUCAGGCUGUUCAGCACCCCAGAUCUCAUCCAGAUUUUAAAGGCUUGUGUCCCUUUGGCCGUGCCAGCCUCCCACCCCCUGCUCGACGCGUGCGAGGCCGAGUUCUGCCGGCGGGCGUGGGACAUGGGCCUGGAGCAGCUGCUGCUGGUGGCGGAUUGCUGGCGCUGCCUGGAGCGCAGCGUGCCCUCCUACCUGGCCAUUCUGUUCAGCUAUGCCAACCUGCACUGGAAGGACCUCACCUUGCCCAGGUUUGUGCAGCUCCUUUACAUCAUCGGGGAAGGCCGAAGGUCGCCCGCGGAUUUGGUGCAGAAGGUGGAGAGCACCAUCCUGAAACACUUGGAUGCCUUCACCUUGGAGGAGCUGGGUGCCAUCUGCUUGGGGCUCUUCAAGUCCCUCAGUGGGAUUUCUGACCACGUCAUGAGGAGGAUUGCGGACAGGGUGUCCCUGCAGAUGGAGGACAUGAGCACCUACGCCUUGGUGAACGUGCUCAAGAUGCUCCGCUACACCCGCAUGGACCACCUGCCCCUCAUGAGGGAGCUCGGGAGGGUCAUUCCCGCUCGGAUUCCUGCAACAAACAUCCAGGGCAUCAUGCACAUCACUCUCACCUAUUCAUCCCUGCACUUCUUUGACGAGGAUGUUUUGACUGCUGUAGCCACCUCGUUGCCUUCCAAGGUGUUCUACUGCCGGAGCAAGGAUGCUGCCAAAUUCCUGUGGUCCUUUGGGUGCCUGGACUAUGAACCUCCCAACGAGGAGUUUUACUCCAGCCUGAUAAAACAAUUGCAUGCAAAACUCCAUGAGUUCAGCAAGUUUCCAGAGCAUCUCCUUACUGCUCUGCUUGGCCUGGCAUUUGUCAAACGCUUCCCAGAGGAGCUGAUAGACUUUGCUUUGAGGGAGGAGUUUGUCCAGAAAACCAGAGGUAGCAAAUAUGAGCUUGACAAAGAUCUGUUCACCCUGGGUAGGAGCGUUGAAAUCGAGUGCCCGACCUACCAAGGCAGCCUCCUCCCACCCCAGCUUUGUCAAGAGUUCACUGAGAUGGUUUCAAGCUUUGCAGAACGGGAAAUCUACGUCAGGCCUGAAAUCUUGGAAGCCACAUCCCUCCUCGAGAGCAUGUUGGGAGGCCCUGAGUACGUGAAGAACCACAUGAUCCUGCCCCACACCAGGUCCAGCGACCUGGAGGUGCGUUUGGCCACCGAUGGACAUCCCAUCCCUUUCAAUUUCAAGGGUCCUGUGGCAGCCCAGAAGCUGAAGGACGUGGGAGUUAGUCUGACAGAUGAUUUAAUGGCUCAGCUCAUACAGGGGAGAGCUCAUAACCAGAGUCCCACGGAAGUGGGAAAUGAAGCCAGGAUUCCCGGACAGGACGCAGCAGGAGCACCGUGCUGGGGUGCAGCCCUUCCUGCAGGUUCCAAAUCACAGGCUGAGCCUAAAGCAGGGCGCUGGCAGCCUCGGGAAGUGAGGCUGGCACUGCAGGUGUCCAACAGGAACCACUUCUGCUACGGCUCCAAGCGGCUGCUGGGGCUGCACUGCCUGAAGCGGCGGCAGCUGCGGCUGCUGGGUUACGUGGUGGUGGAGCUUCCCUUCUGGGAAUGGUUCCCUCUGCUCAAGCGCACGCGCUCCGAGAAGCUCAGCUACCUCCACUACAAAGUGUUCUGCCCAGAGCUGCUCAGCAGGGCUGGCUAGUGGGGGCAAGGGCUUGCCCAGAGCCUCCCCAGUGCAUCUCCAUGGCUGGCACUGGGUGGAAUGGUCUCUUGGUGCUGGCUCAGUUUUUGGCACGUGCUCUGUGUGGUUGUUUCUGCUCUGGUGACGUCUGUACUUCCCGUGCUCUCCUUUUGUACCUGGAUCCUCAAAUGCUUCCACCACAAAUAAAACCUGCUAAUGAUUCAUUUUCCUCUGUGGUUGCUUCUUCCUCCGCCCUAAACGAGAGUGGUUGGAUUUGGUGGCUCUGUGAGAGCAGGAACAGAGGAGAUUCAGUCACGAGGCUGAGCUGGGUGCCAGGAGCACACUCAGCUAUUUCCUUGUGUUUCCAUCCCCAUGGGGCUGGGGGGCACAGCCUGGGUUUCUCCUUUAGGAUGGAACGUGGAUACUGAGUGGGACUGAGGGUUGGGGUGCUCUGACCCCAGGACAUUCAUUUCAUGCUCCAGGGACUUUGUUUGGUGUCCACCGUGCACAUUCCUUACGGCAGCAGCUCUGUAGUCCCACGUAGGACGCCAGGAAGAGUUGUGGUGACAAAUUCCAGACAAUCUGGUUUAAAAUUCCUUAUCCAAAACCAC
Molecule: messenger RNA, 3837 nt
Organism: Poecile atricapillus (Black-capped chickadee)
Lineage: Eukaryota; Metazoa; Chordata; Aves; Passeriformes; Paridae
Gene: FASTKD5
Product: FAST kinase domains 5
Exons: 2
Coding region: 446-3247 (933 amino acids)
Biological process (GO): mitochondrial RNA processing; regulation of mitochondrial mRNA stability
Cellular component (GO): ribonucleoprotein granule; mitochondrial matrix
Molecular function (GO): RNA binding
Source: RefSeq, a predicted model, not a curated record